AUGUCGGACUACUCGCUACCUUUCUUGAGUGACCUUCGACAUGAGUUCAGCAACGAAGAAGUCGAGCAGAUAUGGCGGAAUCGUGUCUUUCCGUUGGUUUUUACGGAUGAUUUCGCCAGCAAUUGGUCCGCAGUUCGCGAUCCCAAUGGCAUGUUCGUCGCACCCUCGGGCGCUCGCUGUCGCGUUGAGCCUCGGCCACACCACGAACCACAAUGUCAGGUAAUGAUUCAGCAAGGUGACACACGUCAUCAGGAGAGGAUAUCAUAUGAAUCGAUUAUCUUCUCCAAGGUGGUGCAUCAGAUGUUCAUCAACGAGCAGUCGAAGGGCUGCACAGAGCCUAUCCAGGUUCAAAGACGAAAGUUUAUCGACCAAUUUGUCAGGAAGUUGCCAGCUCAGUGGCGCACGUUAGUCACUCUAGGCGACCUACAUCUAUACACGGAGCAAAAUAAACAGAUACCCUGGUUCAUCAAGCUCGACAUCUACUCUACUCUUGCGGAUCCAAAGAACAUACGACUGAUCACGCUACAACCGAGCGGCGAAUACAACGCAGUUAUCACAUGCACACUUUUUGAGGUAGACUGUACCUCUGGGUCAGAGUAUGAAGCACUCUCGUAUGUUUGGGGUGCCCCUGAAUCGACGCGGAACAUCUUGCUCAAUGGCAAGAUGAUUCCCAUUCGGGAAAACCUCGAGGCAGCGUUGAGACACCUGCGACGACGAGAGACCCCACGUACCAUGUGGAUUGAUGGUAUAUGCAUCGAUCAAUCCAAUGUCGAAGAGCGGACAGAUCAGGUCAAACAGAUGGACACGAUAUACCGCAACGCGGUCGGGGUUGUGGUCUGGAUUGGGCGGGAAUCGAAUACAAGUGCACGCAUAUUCGACAGUUUCGAAUCACUGCUCAGGGACCUUAAGCAGCCGGAGAGUGCACUACUCUUCGAUGGCUUCCUUGACUUCCCAUUCCAGCCCGAGGCCUAUUGCUCUCUAUGUGAUGGGGUCCCCCGCAAGGUUCCUUCCCAGCUCGUUGGCACCGUGGUGACUGAGAGCGUCGCCGAUCGCUAUACGAGAAGUGCGCAAGACCCUACUUUGAUUCCACAGCGGUGGAAGGAUGCACAUACAAGGGACAUCGAGGCUCUUGUUACACUUCUCAGGCGGCCGUGGUGGAGGAGAAUUUGGGUAUUGCAAGAGGCCAUAUUGGCGAAGAAAAUCACCUUACAUUGUGGACCAAGAUCGAUGGACUGGCCGAUGUUCCAGGCGAUUCUCUAUACAUAUGUUCGUCAAGGGAAAAGAUCAAGAAUACACCACAUUGGUGGGUUGUCCAGAGAAGCACGAAGGGCCCGAGCCCAGCUCCAUUUACUUGUGUUGGCCAAUAGUACCUUUGCUUUCUUCUUCUUGCAAAGUUCCUUGGUAGCUAAGAAGCAAUUUCCUGAGCUGUCCAUGGCAAACCUGCUCUCUCUUACCUGGAACUUUGAUGCGACAGAUCCUCGUGAUAAAUUAUUUGCUCUGAUCGGCCUUCUCCCAGAAAACAGCCCCGAACGGGUCCAGUUCACACCCGAUUAUACUGCCAACGUGAAGCAGCUCUUCAUCCAUGUGGCUAAGAGUUUCCUUGAGACAAGCUGCACAUUAGACGUCAUCACAGCAAGACCUCCCCCGCCUUCUUACUUGGUCUCGAAGUCCCGACCUCAUUGUCCAGAAUGGGAGCUUGAUGCUCCAUCGUGGGUUCCGAAUUGGAAACUACUCCAGCUCUGGCAUCUCAAUUCAAUCUGGAUCAGCAACUUCUCCCAGUUCAACACGAUGAAUUUGUAUACAAAAACCAGCAUUCAUGAGCAUGAACCAGACUUUGAGUCUGUUGAUUCAGAAGUCACCCCCGAACAGAGUUUGCAGGUCUUCAAUUCCAGCUUGCAGAAAACGUCGCCAUUCCCAUUCGAGUUUUCAGAACACAGCGAGAUCCUCCACGCGUGCGGCAUGACGGUCGACAUCGUUGAGAAGGUCGGCCAGCCCUGGGAUCUGGCUAUGGCGACCUUUGCGGCCCACGAUCCUACUGAUCCCCAUAACUCAGAACGGAAUGUGCACGACGCUCAAGUAGCUAUUAUUGAACAGUGGAAGUCUAUUGCUCAACUCGAUGUUAAAGCAGAAUACUCUUUCACCCAGCAAUCUCGGAGUGAAGCUUUUUGGCGCACACUCUUCCUAGACCGAUACCGCUCUACCCACACUCACGACGGCACAUAUCAAAUUCAUCGAAUCCCAGUUCAAGUGGGGGAACAGGAAGCUAAUCAUAUAUUUGGCCCCGCAGGGCUUACAUGUGUCUUUCCUCCCCAGACAACCGAAGACGAGCAAUGGCUGAUAUAUUUCCUCCGCCACGAGCUUACUGAGAUGGGGAACUUCGCCAACGUCAAUCUUCACUGUGCUAAUCUCAGUCUAUUCAGAACCGUGAAGGGAUAUAUUGGAGUGGGCCACCCAAAUAUGCAAUCUGGUGAUAAGGUGGUUCUUCUUUUGGGAGCCCCAGUUCCACUCGUACUCCGGGAGUAUGAAGAGGGCCAUGUCCUCAUUGGCCAAAGGUUUGUCUUAUUAUUCUUUACAAACUCCCAGUUCCACGUACUAAUCUUUAUCUAUCAUAGCUAUGUUCACGGCAUCAUGGACGGAGAAUACUUACAGGCCGAGCGUGAUCAAGGUCGAGGCACAAAGCAAGAGGAUUUUGAAUCGUUUGCUAUUAUCUAA
Molecule: messenger RNA, 2712 nt
Organism: Penicillium robsamsonii
Lineage: Eukaryota; Fungi; Ascomycota; Eurotiomycetes; Eurotiales; Aspergillaceae
Product: HET domain-containing protein
Exons: 1
Coding region: 1-2712 (903 amino acids)
Source: RefSeq, a predicted model, not a curated record